AUGGACGUCGGCAGCCGCACCGUGGAAGUGCAGCAGCUGGUCGAGAUGGAUCCGGAGAGCUGCUACGAUGCAUUCUUGAGCAAGGUCUGGAAGGAGGGUGGUGGCCUCGGCACGCCAAAAAUACUGCAGGAGGGCGACCCUGUGACCGGCGCCGACUGCGUCCGGCAAGUGGCGCUGGGUAUCGUGGAGCACAUCCUCCAGGGGCAGCGCGGCGACCACCUGGAGUACGUCAUCGAAGAUGGGCCAUGGCCAGCCAGCUACAAUCGCGCUCGUGUGGACUUCCGCUCCGCGGGCCAGGGCCAGACGUGCGUGACGUGGACCUCAAACUUCACUCCUGCGCUCUUCGG
Symbiodinium necroappetens is the source of this 347-nucleotide messenger RNA. NCBI's taxonomy places the organism in Eukaryota, Dinophyceae, Suessiales, Symbiodiniaceae. The record is from the annotation of a GenBank genome assembly.